UUACAGUAGUUUGUUGAUAGCCAGCCCCGCGAACGGAACGCAUACGGAAGAAAACGAUCGCAAGAUCGAUGUGGCUACAAUAUUUACGGAGCACAAUAGCCAAUUGUCGGUUGGAAAGCCAAAGCAAUUGGAUCUCCAGACGCGGAAAAUCUUGAAUUUUUUGCGAAAUUCGCGAAAUUUGUGAAAUUUCAGUGACCAUCGACAAAUUGUGUGUGUGUGUGUGUGGCAUUUAAGUAACCGGAGAAGCAGACCCACACCCGGAGUCUCAACUAGUGGAAAAACUAAUACGCCGUAUCAGCGGAAACCAGGCGAUUAUGAAGCCUUCGUGUCAGUUGUCCAUCUGGUCUUGGACACUGUGAGUGAGUGUUCCUUUUCACGGCGAUAGCAAAGUUGGAAGACAAUGUCGCGGAUAUGCUAAGUGAAAAUGGAAAUGGAUCCGAUGAUUUGUGAUCUGUGGUCUGGCCGCAUCUGGCUAUUGAUUCUCAUUUGUCUCUGCGGCUUUCGGCAAUCGCACGGCUUCUUUGUCGACUACACAGAGAACACCGAGUUAAUUCAGCAGAGAGCCGGAUUCGAUGUCAAGCUGCAGUGCAAUCUCAAAGGUCUGGUGGAUGAGAGUAUGCUGGAUAACAUCAAGAUACAUUGGUACUUUAAGCAAUGCAGCGAAAACAAUUGUCAUCAACUAGGAUCUGUAGAGGAAUGGACUGCACUGCCUUGUGAGCCGAGUCUGUGUCGUCCGGAACUGUGGCUCCGGAAUGUGACGGAGCGGUACUCGGGACUCUACAAGUGCAGCAUAAAUCCGCACAUCUGGGACAAGGCUCAAGCUGUGGACGUUCAACUGGUUCGCACCUAUCAGCUGGAUGUUAAGAACACCUCGUUGGCUGCCCCUGAGUUUGUGGACUCGUAUCCCAACAACAAGACCACAUUGGUGGGCAGCAGGGUGGUGUUCCAGUGCCGGGUUCACAGCGAGGAGCAUCCCACCAUCAAGUGGUUUCGCCGGCAAAGCUACGUGGCAGCUCAGUCAGCUGGAGAAGCCUCCUCGGCACCCACAACCUCCAAUUUCAGCACCCAUAUUGUGCGCUACAAUGGUCGCACAUAUGAACUACUGACCACCGAUGCCGAAAAACUGAUGGCACCACAGAUAUAUCUCAGCAAACUGAUACUGGACGGAGUGAGAUUGGGGGAUGCCGGACACUACGCCUGCGUGGCCAUCAGCUAUCGAGGCCAUAAGAUCCGGGAAGCCUUUCUGGACGUGCUGCCCGACGAGGAGUAUCCGGAUCAGGAGAGGGAGUACUGGGCGGACUACGAUGGCACAGAUGAGGGUGUACCGACUAGCGAUCGGCGGGAGUUCCUGCUGCUCUUUCUGAUGCCGCUGGGAUUGGCUCUACUGCCACUGAUCGUGUGGUUCAGUUACCUGUUGUACAAACGCUGCUCUGUGGGACAUGGCGAUUGCCAGCGGAUAGAUUCGGACGAGGAUCUGGACACGGAAAGGUGUGUCCUCGGCGGCAACUAGCAUGGGUAUCGAACAUUUUUGAAGCUGCACUACGCUUACUAUAAUGAUGUAAUAAAGACUGUCUUUAAAGUUAAGAAAAGUAGACGUACAAUCUGAAGUAAAUAUAAGGUUCUAAGUAAACAUAGAAACUAAUCAAGUCAACUGAGAUGAAAUAAAUUAUAAGCUUUUAAGUAAACAUAGAAGCAAAUCAAGUUAA
This is a messenger RNA of Drosophila yakuba, 1706 nucleotides long. RefSeq names its product fibroblast growth factor receptor 4. Lineage: Eukaryota; Metazoa; Arthropoda; Insecta; Diptera; Drosophilidae. The coding region runs from base 425 to 1510 and encodes 361 amino acids. The transcript has 5 exons. The record is from RefSeq and is a predicted model, not a curated record.